GGGAUGAACAUGGCCCUCCAGACAAAGAGGGCGACAUAACCUAUGACGAGCUCUCGAAGCUGCGUCAAGAAUUAUUAAUUAAACUUGACACUGCCGGCGGUGAGCUGUCUCAGGCUCUCGAUGUUGUCAAUGCCCUUUUGUCUGCAGGGAGCUCCUCCGAGGCACCGAUUCACCCAAUAUUGUCGAAGGGUGCAAUUGGCGUAACCGCCAUGUAUCCAGAAGAUGAGAAGCCUUCCUCCAAAGCCCUCAACGAGCAGAUUGUUAUUGGGACUAAGGAUCGAUCGUUGAAGGAUGCAUCAGAUAUCAUAUCACGCGCCGCCGACCAUAUCGAUUCAUUUGUUGGCCGGGCAGAAAUCCACUGGGGACAAGCACUUUCCUUGAGGAGUGCAAAUUGGCCACUGGUUCCGAAGCUUCCCCAAGCGUCUCAAAGCCGGGGGCGAGCCGAGUUGGGGAAUGCUCGAGAUUUCCUAAUAUCCUAUGGAUUGGAGCAUUGCACGCGGCAAGCCACGGCUCUACUUAAAGAGGAUGCCGAGGACCUGGAAGAUGGAAACUCCCUUAAUUUUACCUUAAGGCAACACCGUCGCCUAAAAAUCAGCAUUGCGUCACAAGAUGAUAAUCAAUCCUACUCCAAUAUGAUUGAUUUGGUUCAAGACCAUGAAAGCGCGUCACUCGAGAAUCGUGUUUCUGUGGCCCAAAGAGAAAUCGUUGAGCAGGAAAUCUUCGCGGAGCUCAUACGAGAGGCUGGAACUUUUCCAAGUGCCGCUGCAACUGUUUCGGAGACAAGAAUAACGAUGAUGGCAGCCAAAGAUAUUGAAGCUAACUUUGAGCUGAUCCGCGUGGACGAUCCUGAUAUAAAUGAUCCCAAGAUAGAAGAUGACUCGAACAGCCCAAACGCACUCAUUUGCUCGCUAUUGUCAGAUGUCCUCGUGUUACUAUUAAUCCGCUAUCAUCGCUACCAACAAUCACGGUCGCACCCAAGGUCCCAGCUAGCAAACAAGGUCGAUGCUCCCUUUUCCCCUUCCAGAGUUUUGCGUCCUCCGUCUGUUCUGGCUCCGAUCGUAUCGUUGCUUCAGUACUACUCGUUUUGCGUGUCUCUGAAAAGGUUGUUCGAGGCGCUGCAGGUAGGAUUAACUGAGGUGGGGGUCCCCUGCAACGUCGUCUUCACGGCUGUUGGCAACGACCCGACGGAGCUUAUUAGUUCCCUCUUAAGUUAUCCGGAAAUGAAUCAUACUCCUUCUGACAACUCAUCCUCGUGGAUAGGUGUAGAGGUUACUGGAGAGGCUCUCGUAUGGAUCGAUGACAAACACUCCCUACGAUUCACAUUUUCAUCACCCACAUCUCUCACAGCGCACCUUCCCCAUAGUGAUUUCAGCAUAACAGAUCUGGCCGUGAUGCGCGAUCUGCUGCGGACUGAAGUUGGCGUCCGUAUAAUCACGAGUUUAAAGGAUGAUGCAGAGCGCAGACUAGGGGGUAGAUGGGCGAUUGAGAGUUUGGAAUCUGAAUGUAUCGCGGAAUGGGGGAGCAAGCGAGUCAGAGUCCGGUUCGAUGACAAUUUCAAGCUGAAGUGUCGUGUUUACAUCCAAACUCCCACCGAGGAUGGUGGCGUUCGAGCACGUACGGAGGAAUUUGGCGUCUUCCCUUCGACCACUGGCACACUCAAGUCAUGGUUCCGAGCUUUGUGUCGGUCCCUCAAAGCGGCAUGAAACACGAUCCAAUUGCAUGUGGCGGACAGAUUUUCAUGAUCAAGUUCCCUGCGCGACGUACGCCUCUGCCAACUCUCUGCCGAGAGACACAGGGCACGCCCACCCCUUACCGGGCGCCACUCUCAGCGUACACUUAUGUGAUGCGGUAAACUGAGUGAAUAAUAUUCCCUUGAGGCUUGGGCACGUGGACAUCCCUCGACGGCCGCUCGAUGAGGCGCAAUGAAUUGCCCCGCGGGCAGAGACCGCUACUGCGCCAAGGGAAGUUUGCAAGAUGCGAAUGGACCUAAAUGCUGUUCGAACGCGAUGUGAGCUUAGUGAGAUCGAACGAGCCUCCUUACUCGUAAAUGCGGCGCGCACCACAUGCUUGGGCGCACCGACCACAUUUGUACCUUAACGAUAUCCGCUGAAUAUAUGAUCUGGGAGGUGCCAAAUCCCAGUCUUUG
Molecule: messenger RNA, 2146 nt
Organism: Cantharellus anzutake
Lineage: Eukaryota; Fungi; Basidiomycota; Agaricomycetes; Cantharellales; Hydnaceae
Product: subunit 17 of mediator complex-domain-containing protein
Exons: 8
Coding region: 210-1703 (497 amino acids)
Biological process (GO): regulation of transcription by RNA polymerase II
Cellular component (GO): core mediator complex; mediator complex
Molecular function (GO): transcription coregulator activity
Source: RefSeq, a predicted model, not a curated record